Phyllostomus hastatus (greater spear-nosed bat) is the source of this 1073-nucleotide messenger RNA. RefSeq names its product histone H2A type 1-H. The coding region runs from base 67 to 453 and encodes 128 amino acids. Gene Ontology annotation, molecular function: DNA binding; structural constituent of chromatin; protein heterodimerization activity. The transcript has a single exon. NCBI's taxonomy places the organism in Eukaryota, Metazoa, Chordata, Mammalia, Chiroptera, Phyllostomidae. Gene Ontology annotation, cellular component: nucleosome. The record is from RefSeq and is a predicted model, not a curated record.
CAUAAAUAGGGUGGCUUCGGGCGCCUCAGCACGCACUCAAGUUAGAGCGGAAGGGUCCUGCCUGUCAUGUCUGGACGCGGGAAGCAGGGGGGCAAGGCGCGCGCCAAGGCCAAGACGCGCUCGUCGCGGGCCGGGCUGCAGUUCCCCGUGGGCCGCGUGCACCGCCUGCUGCGCAAGGGCAACUACGCUGAGCGGGUCGGCGCCGGCGCGCCCGUGUACCUGGCGGCCGUGCUGGAGUACCUGACGGCCGAGAUCCUGGAGCUGGCGGGCAACGCGGCGCGCGACAACAAGAAGACGCGCAUCAUCCCGCGCCACCUGCAGCUGGCCAUCCGCAACGACGAGGAGCUCAACAAGCUGCUGGGCAAGGUGACCAUCGCGCAGGGCGGCGUGCUGCCCAACAUCCAGGCCGUGCUGCUGCCCAAGAAGACCGAGAGCCACCACAAGGCGAAGUAAGCAGCAAGUGUGGGAACGAGCAAACAAAAGGCUCUUUUCAGAGCCACUUCUCUAGUCACUGAAAAGGGAGCACGACUUUAUUGCACCUCUGAUCACUUUUACUUAGUUGCUAAAAUUUAUGACAAGACUAGUAGUUCUUACUGAGGCUUUCUUUUUUGGGGGGGGGUUCUCAUUUCAGAAGUGGCAUUUAGGGACUUCUGUUGAAUAACCUAUAUUAUACUGGUAUUCUAAAUAGGCUAUAACUUCAAGCUCAUGUUGAACCUAGAAGCUAUUUUGACUCAAAAUAGUCACCCAGGUCUAUCUGGAAAUCAGCUGUAACUUAAGUGACAAGUUACAUCAACCCCAAACAUCUCUUGAGAGGACGUAAUGGUGAUUUCUACAGAAAACCCACUGUCAGCAGGAAGGUCGCAAGUUAAUAUUUCGGGUGUUUCUGCCAGCACUUGACUAAUUCAUACUACCAGACAGUACAUUUAUUACCAUACUGGUAUACCUAGAUGUCCACGUGUUGUAACCAUGAUCAUACUAGUUUCUCCUAAGUGAAUUCCAAGAACACUGAUAAUAGAUAUCUGUAUGUUGAAAAAUGUAAACAAACUUGAUUAAACCUGAGGCUGUUUUGGCAA